Colletotrichum graminicola M1.001 is the source of this 249-nucleotide messenger RNA. RefSeq lists its product as uncharacterized. The transcript is spliced from 2 exons. The coding region runs from base 1 to 249 and encodes 82 amino acids. NCBI's taxonomy places the organism in Eukaryota, Fungi, Ascomycota, Sordariomycetes, Glomerellales, Glomerellaceae. The record is from RefSeq and is a predicted model, not a curated record.
AUGGACGAAUUCGGGAUAAUCCUGCUAACCAUCUUCAUGGUCCUGCUCGCCUGUGGGCUGCUGCUGCACAGACCAGUUCGUCUCACCUACAUAUGCGUGCGAGAUCAUUGCAAAUACCACCCCAGGGCAUCGCAAUUUCAAGACGCUCGUCGCAAGCUGAACACAGUAUCUGACUGCACGAGCGCUUGCCCCGAAAAGCAGGACCUCGAGUCGGGCCUCAACCAACACGAUGCGGAGCCGGAAUGGUGA